UGCCUGUUUAAAAAAGCAUGAGUCUGCUAAAAAGCUAUACCUUCUUUACCUGCUCCAUGCACAGAUUCGAACUGCACUUGCUCAGUGUUUGGAUGUACCACAGGGGGAGCUGGCUGCAAUCUCUACAUUAGCUUGCUAAUACCUUAUGAUUAUAAAAGUGCUUUUGCAUAUUUAGGAAAAUAUGCUCCCCUGUUGUUUCCAUGCAGUCUUAAAUGGCCGCAGAAUUUAAUUCUUUUAAGUUCAGGAGGCAACUUUUCUUUACUGGGUAAAAUGCUGCUCUGAUCUGAGUGACCAUUGUGAAGUCUUCCAUACGUUCUCUAUCCUGCUCUUGUAUUUCAGAAUCCACUCUGCUAAAAAAAUGUACAAUGUACAUCAGGAGAAAGCAAGUCUUUCUAGCCCAAUUAAAAGGAAAAAUAACCAGUCUAGAAGACUAACACCAAAAAAUAACCUACACUUGACCUUAACCUAAGUCUAGUAGUUCAAAGUCGAGCACUCAGUUUUUAAGGAUGCUUAUUCUUCAAGGAUUCUCCUGCCAUACACCCUUUAAUUAUACUCGGACAACACAAUUUUUAUUAUAUUGGAUUUAUAAUAUUUCAUUAUGCUUACCAGGAAAGCCUUCCAUACCAGGAAGGCUGGGGGACAAGAAAGACAAAGGACUAGGCAUUUUCGCAGUGACUUCUUAGCAGGGAAAAAACCCCAAAACUGGGAAAAUCAAUUAUCAGAUGAAUACAUGAACAAAAGUGAAAUAGUACCUAAGGUAGCUGGAUUUACACAAAAUAAUAUAAUUCCUUCACUGGUCUACCACAUGUUGACCUGCUGAAUCAAGGGUCAAGGUCACUCCUUGGCGAGUUUGCAGACUGCUGCUUUCUUCAAGUUUUUUAUUUCCAGACACUCAUCUGAACCACAUUCAGGAGUCAUUUCCAGACCUCAGGUUCUGAUUUGCUUAAAGAUUUUCUGAUUCCUUUUUGGAUCUAGCCUUUUGGCUUGGCUUCAGUUUUUCCCCAUAUUAAGUUUGCAAAAUUUUGUGUUGAUACUUAUGCCGAACACAGUUGUUAACAGUGUUGAAUGAAACAGAAAGCAUUCUUUAACAAAAAUAAUAAUUCCACACCAUAUGCAACAACUUAGACAUAGGGCCAUGCUUGAAUAAGGAGGAUGAAAACGCCAGCCCUGUCUUGUGAAUUAGAGACCUGCCACGAGAAGAAAUGCCUUACAGAUUAUACACAAGAUAAAAAAACCCUAAGAUAUCUGAAGCAAUUAGAAGUUUGGUAUUAAUCAAGUUUGGCAUGCCUGCCUUAGCAACAAUAACCCAGAACUUUUAAAGCCACUUGUUAGCCUAUAUUAACUAUGAGGAGUGAAACAUAUUUUAAAGGAUUCUUCAAGGAACUGUCAAAAUCAAUUUCUUUUGUCUUGUUUACUAAGGAAGUUAAGCUUAUAUGAGUGCUUUUUCAAUUUUCCUUGUCUCUCCCCUGAACUUUUGCCAAAAUCAGCCAAAUUCAGCAGAGGAUUCUUAAAUGUAUCACAUUGCCACAGAUUUUGUGCCAAUAUCAAAACAAAUUGAGGAGUGCAAGAUCCACAAAAUUCCACAGUCUAGGAGCAACAAGUCAGCAGAAGAUCAAGGUGCUGCAGGUCUUUGGUCUUCUGUUUUUAUAAAGUUGCAUUUUGUUCAGCUACUUGUCGAUCUAUUAAGUGCCAUGCAAAGAGGCAUGGAUCCAGGAAGAGGCUUAGGAGUCUUCUGGUUACCUAGUGGCACCAGCUAGGGGGUUACUUAGGGGCACCAAGGUGUUCUCAGGAUAUGUCCCCUGGUUGGUCUCACUCACUGGGGCAGUCCCUUCCUCUACCCACCCUGCUUAUUGACACAUUUUGAGAGACUUUGAAGCGUCUUCUGAGAGAUGCCUUUCUCCAGCACGGUCUCUUACAGAGGUCUCUCCAGGUUUCUUAUUUGGGGGCAUGGGUGGAUACAGUGGUAUUUUUCUUUUAGGUGAAAACACUCUUAAAUUUAUAUAGGUCUUACAGUGGCUUUAGAGUCCACUUUGACAAUCUUUUAAUUUAGAUAUGAGCAUUCUGGUUUACAUGGGAAUGCCAGAUAGAGUGUUCAGUCUUUACAAAUUGCAAUUCUUGGUUAAUGAUAAUAAUGAUAUUUACAAUGCAUCGACAAUGAACCUGGAAGUCACGUACAAUCUGUGCAAAGAGGAGAAAUGUCAUUUGCCUGCAUCUGCCUUGCAUCUAUAGUUGUCCAGAAAAUGAGGGCUAUAUCCAGUCUUCAGAAACAGCUAUCAAUGGCCAUCACCCAGGGCUUAAGAUACUAACCUUGAAGUGCUGGAAACUGCAAACAAGUCUAUACUGAACUGGAAACAGAGUGUACACUUUGAUCUAUUAGGUGUGUCUACUUAAGUCAAAUUAUCAGGAGUAUUAAUCCUUUUUAAAGCAGAGUAUAAAGCAGGGAACAGUACUAGAAAGUGAUACUUCUGAGUUUGCCAUUAAUGGAGUUCAUAAAUAAGAUCCCCAAAAGACGGUUAGCAGGAAGCCAAAAAUCACAAAAAUCUUCUCCAAAACUGCAAGUGACAGAUUUAUGAAAAAGGACUGUGAUAAAAUCUUGGUAGGGAGGAAUAUAAAUUUUUAAAUCUAAUUUUGGUUCUCUUUGGAGUGAUCUGAGAACUAGAAGACAGUGAAUUCUUUGGAAAAGGGGAUCAGUAAAAGUAACACCUUGAGAGAGUCUCAGACUUAAUACAUGUGUCAUCGAAAGGCUGCUCGAUCACAGCUGCAGCUCAAUGAUACACUAAACAGCUGCACAAAACUGCACACUACAAGCCAAAGAUUGAGAAGUUCCACGCCACCUUAUUAAUUUAGGCGCACCUGCAGAUAUAAAUAUAUAUAUUCAUUUUUAUACGGAAUAAUACAUGCCUAUCACACAAAGCAGUUACAAAACAGAUACAAAGGAGUACUGGAUUUUAAACUGGCGGCUGUGCCCGCUAUUCAAACCCCCCGAGCACCAGCGAGAGGAGCCUUUGGGAUGGUGUGGCAGCGGCCGGGGGAGGCGAGGCGGAGGGGAGCGGGGAGGCGGCGCUGAGAGCCGGGGCUGCUCGGGGAGGAAUCGCUGCUGUGCCAGAGCUGGAGAAAUCCCCUCGCGCGAGCCGAGAGGAGGGAAGUCAGUCACCUGGCGGAGAAGGACAGUAAAACAGGGACGGAGAGGGAAAUCUCUGCCUCUCUCUCCCUUCUCUUCUGCAAGAGAUCCACCUCCUGUUUUCCUCCCAACUCUUCCAGCAUAACCUUCAAAGAAGACCAUACCCUACAGACUUUCUUCUAUUUUGUGUAUGUGUGUGUAUAUUAUUAUUACUGAUAGACUGUCUUUAGCUGCAAAACAAUUUUUGAGCCUAUGCAGGACUUGGGGGGUUUUGCUAUGUUGCCAGCGAAAUUGUUCAUCGCUAAUGUCUUGCGCUCACAGGGUGCUAAAUUAGCUACCAGACUACACUGGUAGCACAACGGAGAAAGGCUCUUAUCAUAGACUGUUCUCUUCAGUUUGAACACAUUUGCUUGAAAUUUGCUGCAUGAUGCUGUCCAGGGAAGGAUUUUUUCUCGGGAUACAGCGAUUCGCCGGUUUCUGAGCUUAUUGCAGAAGAAAAAAAAAAUCUUUAAACUGAGUGGAUUUUUUUUUUCUCUCUCCUUUCAUUGCCAGAGGACGCCAAUCUCUUUCGCCAGGGAAGGAUCACCUGUCGCUUUAAUCCUUAAGGGAAUUAUUUUUUUAAAAAAAUGAAAAAUUUAUUUAUUUAUUUAUUUUAACCGGUGGAGGCGUGAUCGCGGAGAAUGAGACUGAGGGGAGCUGCCAGGGUUUGGAGGACAAGGCUGAGUUUAGGCUGGAAACUGAGAGACUAGAUUUUUCCCCCUCCUCCCUUCAUACCCCCCCCCCUUUGUUCUUCUUUAUUUUUUUUGGCACAACUUCCGUAGUUUCCAGUCCGCUCCAUUCAGUUUCGCUCUAUGGACAGAUCAGCAAACCUGGACGCGGAGGAGCUCAAGGUCCAAGUUUUCAAACCCAGAGACUGGAAGUUCAGUUUACUCUGUGGCUGGAAAGAAGCCCUACUCUGUCCUGUAACAUGCAUUUGGAACAGGAAUGAAUACAGAUGACACGAGAGCAGUAUAUAUUAGCAACACAACAGAACAGCCUUCCAAGGACUGAACAUCCUCAGUUCUACCCAGUAGGGAUUUAUGGAUGGCGAAAGAGGUGCUUAUACUUCUUUGUCCUUCUGCUGUUGGUUACCAUGAUUGUUAAUUUAGCAAUGACAAUAUGGAUUUUGAAGGUUAUGAAUUUCACAGUGGAUGGAAUGGGAAAUUUGAGAGUCACUAAAAAAGGAAUACGACUUGAAGGAAUAUCUGAAUUUCUACUUCCACUAUAUGUGAAAGAAAUCCAUUCCCGAAAGGAUAGCCCACUGGUCUUACAGUCUGACAGAAAUGUAACAGUGAAUGCAAGAAAUCACAUGGGACAGUUAACUGGACAACUGACAGUAGGAGCUGAUGCUGUGGAAGCUCAGUGUAAGAGAUUUGAAGUGAGAGCAAGUGAUGGUGGAAAAGUAUUGUUUUCUGCAGAUGAAGAUGAGAUUGUCAUUGGAGCCGACAGACUGAAAGUAACAGGCACGGAAGGGGCAGUGUUUGGGCACUCUGUGGAGACACCCCAUAUCAGAGCAGAACCUUCCCAAGACCUCAAACUUGAAUCUCCCACUAGAUCUUUGGUGAUGGAAGCACCUAGGGGAGUACAAGUCAGUGCAGCUGCAGGAGACUUAAAGGCUACCUGUAGGAAAGAACUGCACUUACAGUCCACAGAAGGGGAGAUAUUUUUAGAUGCAGAUACAAUCCGCCUGGGAAACCUACCAAUGGGGUCCUUUUCAUCCUCCUCCUCCUCCUUCUCCUCCUCCUCCUCCUCCUCCUCACCCAGCUCUUCAGCUCCUCGCCAGACUAUCUAUGAGCUCUGCUCCUGCCCCAAUGGUAAACUUUACCUGUCCCCAGCAGGAGCAGGCUCCACAUGUCAGUCCAGUAGCAACAUCUGUUUGUGGAGCUAGAGUGACUCUGUUUUAUCCUCACACCAGAAGAGCCUUUUGUUCCCAUCCCUCUGCUUCACGGUUCAGUUCAGUUUCCCUCGUGGCGCGUUGGACGCUGCAAGCGGCCUGCAGAGCAACUCCUUCCACUGCAAGCAGGAGAACAGCGCUGCCUUCCCUCGUGGCUGGUGCUGCCACUCGACAGAGAUGGGAGAGACAUGUCCAGAAAUCAAUGUAUUCUUCAUCAGGAAACCUACAACAUGAGAUCACCUUAUUUUCCAAAAGGGACAAUAACACAGGUGCCUUUGCUACUUGAAGUGAAGCACAUAGUUUUAGAUUUUUGCAGGACCUGGAUAUGAACUGCACAUA
Messenger RNA from Prinia subflava (tawny-flanked prinia), 5393 nucleotides. It is a transcript of the gene SGCZ, whose product is annotated as sarcoglycan zeta. Gene Ontology annotation, biological process: heart contraction; cardiac muscle tissue development. NCBI's taxonomy places the organism in Eukaryota, Metazoa, Chordata, Aves, Passeriformes, Cisticolidae. The record is from RefSeq and is a predicted model, not a curated record. The transcript is spliced from 10 exons. The coding region runs from base 4116 to 5048 and encodes 310 amino acids. Gene Ontology annotation, cellular component: sarcoglycan complex; sarcolemma.